Molecule: messenger RNA, 2307 nt
Organism: Cannabis sativa
Lineage: Eukaryota; Viridiplantae; Streptophyta; Magnoliopsida; Rosales; Cannabaceae
Exons: 3
Coding region: 1-2307 (768 amino acids)
Molecular function (GO): nucleic acid binding; RNA-DNA hybrid ribonuclease activity
Source: RefSeq, a predicted model, not a curated record
AUGGAGGAUGAGGUCAUUGCAGCCAUAAAGAGUAUGAGGAAGGACAAGGCUCCGGGUCCUGAUGGACUCCCGCCAAGCUUUUAUCUCCACCAUUGGGACACUGUCAAAGAGGACCUUAUUGAGAUGGUCAUGCAUUUCUUCACACACCUAGAACUUCCUAAGUUCAUAAAUGAUACUUCUUUAGUCCUACUUCCGAAAAAGGAGUCUCCAUCAAUAGUCAAUGAUUAUCGCCCAAUUGCCUUAUGCAAUUUUUACACCAAAUUGGCUUUAUCCACCCUUUUACUAAAUGGAUUGAGACAUGUAUCUCGGUUGCCGAAAUCAAGCUGCUUCUUGGUGGGAAAGUUUUCGCCGGAGAGGGGGCUUAGACAAGGUGACCCGUUGUCUCCCUCCCUAUACAUUGUCGCUGCUGAAACUCUAUUACGCCUCCUCCUCAGUAAAGAGAACCAAGGCCUGCUCAAAGGUUUCAAAUUGGGUCGUAAUGGCACCCCGAUAACGCACCUGAUGUUCGCAGAUGAUAUUAUUCUUUUUGGUGAGGCUUCAGUCCGGGAAGCAAGGACGCUACUUGAUUGCCUAAACUCCUAUUGUCAAUGUUCUGGCCAAUCAAUUAGCUUCCCAAAAUCAUCCGUCUUCUUCUCAAGAGGAGUGUCGGGUAGAAAGGCUCAAGCUAUUGCGCAAACACUGGGUAUGAAGAGAAUGAAUAGAAAGGCUUCUUAUCUAGGCCUCCCUCUGUUUAGAUCAACUAAGAGAUCAGAAGACACUCAACACCUUGUGGAUAGGGUUAUCCAGCGGAUUCAGGGAUGGAAAGUUAAACUCUUGUCAAGCGCCGGGAAGAUGUGUCUGAUCAAGUCUGUUGGCUCGAGCUUAUCGAACUAUGUUGCUUCUUCGGAUGUUAUUCUUACAUCAACAGCCAAUAAAAUUGACAAACUUCUGAGGGAUUUUUGGUGGGGAGAUACUGAGGAGAAACGGAAGCUCCAUACCAUCGCCUGGGAACGCCUCUGUAAACCGAAGACUGUGGGGGGACUGGGGUUUCGUAGUACUGAGACUAUGAACAAGGCUUUUCUCAUGAAGUGGGCGUGGAAAUUUCUUACUGAAGAUGAAUGCCUAUGGAGGCAACUUAUGAAUGAUAAGUAUGGUAAAAAUCAAAACUUCCUGGAAAUAGAGGCAAAGACCUCCGACACUAUCUUGUGGAAAGCGAUUAUGCGCACUCGGGAAGCUUUGCAGCAGGGCAUCUGCAGAAAAAUAGGUAAUGGGAAUUCUACGUCCAUUUGGUUUGACCCGUGGGUGCCUGGGAAUCCUCGACAACCGACACCUUGCGUUGACUCUUCGGAGGGCAUAAGCUUGGUCAGUAACUUCAUUUCGGAUGGACAGUGGGAUGAGGAUUUGAUCCGGAACUGGUUUCGGGUUGAAGACGCCCAAAGAAUUCUCAACAUUAAUCUUCCUACUUGUAUGACAAAUGACUCCUGGCUCUGGUUGCCUGAUCCAAGUGGUAAUUUCUCAGUUAAUUCUGCUUAUAAAUUAUUAAAGAACAUUGGCCGAAACCUGGAAUGGGAUAGACAUUGGAGAUAUAUUUGGGGAGCGAAGAUACACAGCAGGCUGAAGAUGUUUUGGUGGAGGAUACUCUCCAAUUGCCUCCCCACUAGGGAAAGAAUUGGUUAUUCCAUUCCCAUGAUGGACAUGCUAUGCCCACUCUGUUCAUCUUCAAUUGAGAGUAGUCUGCACCUCUUUUGGGACUGCACUUAUGCAAAGGCUGUGUGGUUUGGGUGUAUUUGGAGCUUUAGGACCAAUAUUCAUUUGACUAGUAAUUGGGUCGAAUGGCUAGAUUGGUUCAGGGAAUCGAAUAACAGGCCGGCCACCCUUGACUUUAACCAGCUCUUGGGAGGCUGGGCUGUGGUCUUCAGAGACGCCUCAGGUUCGUUUCGGCACAUCCUCACCUUCCGCACGACCCAAUUGGACCCUCUGGCUAGGGAGGUUGCUGCUAUUUGUGAAGGAGCUGCAGUGGCUGUCUAUCAAGGCUACAAGAACAUUAUCUUCCAAUGUGACUCAUUGAAUGCGGUUAAUGCUAUGAAAAGUAAACCUGCAGAGAUUCACAAGCUCCAUUUUAACAUUCAAGACAAGAUUGCUAUCUUCUUCAACCUUGUUCGAAAUCUGAACCUCUGGGAGGUUCAAUGGAUCCCUAGAUCCUGCAAUGGUGUGGCCCACUCGGUGGCUCAAUGGGCAAAUCGUAACAACAAAUUUGGUGUUCAUGAUUUGGCCAAUUUUGAUGAUUUCCUGCAGCAGUUCACUGCAGAUGGUCAUAAUUCUAUCUAA